AAGAUCACUACCGAAUUCUUGGGAGAACAUGAGCCAGAAUUUGACGCAUAACGAGAAUAUCAAAGACUUUGAUGAUGUCUCGCGUCAUUUGGAAUUGGAGGCUGAGCGCCUAGAGGCUACUAAGCCCAAUCAUACGGCCUAUGUGGCUAAUGCUGGUUCGCGCAAGGCAUCAAGGCCUAAGUGCAAAAAGUCCAAGAAUGGAGUGGCUGCUGGACAUAUUAAAAAAGUGUCAGGAACUUCUCAGCGCACCAAGAGGGGCAAGCGCGGGAAAAACAAGUCAAAAUUAGAGUGCUUCAACUGCAGAAAAAUUGGCCACUUCGCUCGUGACUGCACUGAGCCGAAGAAGGAGCGACCGAGCACAUAGCGCGAGAUAGAGUCGGAUUUGUGGAGUAUAGCUGGAUUCCAACUGGGAGCCGUGAUAUCAAGGUGGGGAAUGGAGCUAGCGUGGAGGUACUGGGACUUGGUACCUACAAGCUGGACUUGCGGGGUGGCC
Molecule: messenger RNA, 493 nt
Organism: Carya illinoinensis
Lineage: Eukaryota; Viridiplantae; Streptophyta; Magnoliopsida; Fagales; Juglandaceae
Exons: 2
Coding region: 29-364 (111 amino acids)
Molecular function (GO): nucleic acid binding; zinc ion binding
Source: RefSeq, a predicted model, not a curated record